AUGAAUAUCAAAACUGAUCAUAACUUACCUGAAGUUUGUAUGGAUGCGUGGGAUGAGUUGCAUAAAGAGUAUUUGCCAGAAGAUAAUUUGUGUGCUGAAUCUUAUUAUGAGAUUCACAAACUUGUUCAUAGUCUUGUCUUACCUUCAGAGAUGAUAGAUGUGUGUAUAGACAACUGUAUGAUCUACUGGAGGAAAGAUGCAAAAUUGUUGGAGUGUAAAUUUUCAAAGAAGCCACGAUAUAGACCAGAAGAACGGGGGCGGAAUAGGGUACCGUACCAGCGGAUGUGGUACUUACCUAUUUCGGAUAGACUGAAGAGAUUAUAUCAAUCUGAAAAGACUGCAGCAGCGAUGAGAUGGCAUGACGAACAUACUCAGAAGGAAGGCGAGAUCAAUCACCCGUCAGAUGCAAAAGCGUGGAAACACUUGAAUUCGGUUCACAAAUAUUUUGCAAGCAACCUUCGCAAUGUUUAUCUUGGAUUAUGCACAGAUGGAUUUAGUCCUUUUGGAAUGUCUAGAAGACUAUACUCGCUUUGGCCAGUCAUCCUGACGCCAUACAACCUUCCACCAGAGAUGUGUAUGGAAAGAGAAUUUCUUUUCAUGAGUAUAUUGAUACCUGGGCCUAAGCAUAUGAAGCGGUCUCUCGAUGUUUUCCAACAACCUCUGAUAGAAGAAUUGAAGGAAUUGUGGUUGGACUACGAAUGGGAGACUAGCUUGUCCUUAUUGUAUGGGAAGCACAUUUGCAUUUCAGCUGAAGCAUGGUCAAAAUUGGUUGUACGGGACACUGUACCACCUUAUUUAUCUGGAGAGGAAAUCGAGAAAGAUAUUGAUUACUAUGGUGGAGAGGAAACAAUCAGCAAAGGAGGUAAUUGGCAUACUACUGCAAAUAUGGCUGAUGGUUACGGGACACAUCAUAAUUGGCACAAAAAGAGUAUAUUUUGGGAACUUCCAAACUGGAAGGAUCGGCUUCUACGACACAAUCUUGAUGUGAUGCAUAUAGAGACGAACUUAUUGGACAACAUCAUCAAUACAUUAUUGAACGUCCCUGAAAAGACAAAAGAUAACAAGAACUCAAGGUUGGAUUUGUCUGCAUUAUGUUCUAGGAGUGAGCUGCAUAUUAAAGACGAUGGGAAAAUUCUGGUUCCCAUUUUCAGAUUGUCAGUAGAAGCAAAAGCGGCGUUGUUCAAGUGGGUGGCCUCAGAUGUGAAGUUUUCAGAUGUGUUGAACAGGGGCGGAAAUUUUCAGGGAUGA
This is a messenger RNA of Brassica oleracea var. oleracea, 1248 nucleotides long. RefSeq lists its product as uncharacterized. The transcript has 3 exons. Bases 1 to 1248 code for a protein of 415 amino acids. NCBI's taxonomy places the organism in Eukaryota, Viridiplantae, Streptophyta, Magnoliopsida, Brassicales, Brassicaceae. The record is from RefSeq and is a predicted model, not a curated record.